Acanthosepion pharaonis is the source of this 5013-nucleotide messenger RNA. Lineage: Eukaryota; Metazoa; Mollusca; Cephalopoda; Sepiida; Sepiidae. The record is from the annotation of a GenBank genome assembly.
AUGGUCAUGUUCGAUGAUGUCUCUUUCACGAUACUAUUGUUUACGGGGAAGCGACCUAUCUAUUUUGAUCGCAACAUAAACAUAUUAGAGCUUGACUUUUUCUCUCUCUCCUUCCUUUUCGAACUGGUUUCAUUUUCGGUUUACCUCUUUCUUUCUUUCUUUCUUUCUUUCUUCAUUCAUUCUUUUUUUUUCAAACGUUCUUUUGUUACUAUUAUUCUUUUUAGCGUCUCUUUUUUUCUUUCAUUUUUUUUUCAUACUUUAUUUCUUUUUUCAUCUUCCUUUUUAUUUCUUUUUUCAUAUUUUUUAGUAAUCUUUUCUUUUCUUUUUUCCUUUAUUUCUUUCAUUCUUUUUCUUGUACCAUUCUUUUUCAUUAUUUUAGUGACCAUUAAUUUUCGUUGUUUUUUCUUUCAUUUUCCUUUCUUUCUUUUUCUAUGCUUUUCUCUUCCUUUCUUUUUCUUUAUUUCUUUCUUUUUCCUUUUCCUUUCUUCCUUCAUUAUUUUAGUGAUCUUUUCUUUUCUAUAUUUUUCUUUCUUCCUUUCUUUCUUUCAACUGUUUCAAUCUUUCUCCAUUAUUUUUAGCGUUCGUUUUUCUUUUUUCUUUCUUUCUGUUUUUCUUUUUCCUAUUCCGUUCUUUUUUCAUCAUGUUCCUGUUGAUCUUUUGUUUUCAAUUUUUUUUCUUUCUUUCUUCAUUAUUUUCUAUCUUCUUUUCAUAAUUUUCUUUCUUUCUUUUCUUCCUGUUCUUUUUUUUUCUGUCUCAUUCGAUAUUUUUCUUUCAUACCGUGUGAUUCUUUAUUUCUUUUUCUCUUACUGUCUGAUUUUUUUUCUUUUUUCUGUUCCGUUCUUUUUUCAUAAUUUUCUUGUCAUCUUUUGUUGUAUUUCUUUGUUUCUUUCUUUCAAUCCUUCUUUUUUCUUUCUUUCUUUCUUACGGCUCUUUCUUUCUUUCUUUCAACCCUUCUUUAUUUAUUUAUUCUUUCUUUCUUUCUUUCUUUCUUUCUUUCUUUCUUUCUUUUUCUUACUGUCUCCUUUUUAUUUCUUUUUCCUGUUCCGUUCUUUUCUCAUUUUCGACUUUCUUUCUUUUUUCUUUCUUUCUUUCUUUCUUUUCUUUCUUUUUUUUUUUCUUUCUUUCUUUCUUUCUUUCUUCACACAAAUAAUUCCGCCAGUUUAUUAUUUCUGUCUCUUUCUUAUUCCUCUCCUCUCUCCCUUUCCUAUCACUCUCUUCUGUCUCUUUCUUAUUCCUCUCCUCUCUCCAUUUCCUAUCACUCUCUUCUGUCUCUUUCUUAUUCCUCUCCUCUCUCCCUUUCCUAUCAUUCUCUUCUGUCUCUUUCUUAUUCCUCUCCUCUCUCCCUUUCCUAUCACUCUCUUCUGUCUCUUUCUUAUUCCUCUCCUCCCUCCCUUUCCUAUAACUCUCUUCUGUCUCUUUCUUAUUCCUCUCUUCCCUACCUUUCCUAUCAUUCUCUUCUGUCUCUUUCUUAUUCCUCUCCUCUCUCCCUUUCCUAUCACUCUCUUCUGUCUCUUUCUUAUUCCUCUCCUCUCUCCCUUUCCUAUCACUCUCUUCUGUCUCUUUCUUAUUCCUCUCCUCCCUCCCUUUCCUAUCACUCUCUUCUGUCUCUUUCUUAUUCCUCUCCUCCCUCCCUUUCCUAUAACUCUCUUCUGUCUCUUUCUUAUUCCUCUCUUCCCUACCUUUCCUAUCAUUCUCUUCUGUCUAUUUCUUAUUCCUCUCCUCUCUCCCUUUCCUAUCAUUCUCUUCUGUCUCUUUCUUAUUCCUCUCCUCCCUCCCUUUCCUAUCACUCUCUUCUGUCUCUUUCUUAUUCCUCUCCUCCCUCCCUUUCCUAUCCUCUCUCUUCUGUCUCUUUCUUAUUCCUCUCCUCCUCCCUUUCCUAUCACUCUCUUCUGUCUCUUUCUUAUUCCUCUCCUCUCUCCCUUUCCUAUCAUUCUCUUCUGUCUCUUUCCUUCCUUCCUCUCUUCCCUCCCUUUUCCUAUCACUCUUCUGUCUCUUUCUUAUUCCUCUCUUCUCUCCCUUUCCUAUCACUCUCUUCUGUCUCUUUUCUCUAUUCCUCUCUUCCCUCCCUUUCCUAUCAUUCUCUUCUGUCUCUUUCUUAUUCCUCUCCUCCCUCCCUUUUCUAUCACUCUCUUCUGUCUCUUUCUUAUUCCUCUCCUCUCUCCCUUUCCUAUCAUUCUCUUCUGUCUCUUUCUUAUUCCUCUCUUCCCUCCCAUUCCUAUCACUCUCUUCUGUCUCUUUCUUAUUCCUCUCCUCCCUCCCUUUCCUAUCACUCUCUUCUGUCUCUUUCUUAUUCCUCUCCUCUCUCCCUUUCCUAUCAUUCUCUUCUGUCUCUUUCUUGUUCCUCUCUUCCCUCCCCUUUCCUAUCCUCUCUUCUGUCUCUUUCUUAUUCCUCUCCUCUCUCCCUUUCCUAUCACUCUCUUCUGUCUCUUUCUUAUUCCUCUCCUCUCUCCCUUUCCUAUCAUUCUCUUCUGUCUCUUUCUUAUUCCUCCUUCCCCCUCCCUUUCCCUAUCUUCUCUUCUGUCUCUUUCUUAUUCCUCUCCUCUCUCCCCCCUUUCCUAUCAUUCUCUUCUGUCUCUUUCUUAUUCCUCUCCUCUCUCCCUUUCCUAUCAUUCUCUUCUGUCUCUUUCUUAUUCCUCUCCUCCCUCCCUUUCCUAUCCCCUCCCUUCUCUCUUCUUCUGUCUCUUUCUUAUUCCUCUCCUCCCUCCCUUUCCUAUCACUCUCUUCUGUCUCUUUUCUUAUUCCUCUCCUCUCUCCCUUUCCUAUCACUCUCUUCUGUCUCUUUCUUAUUCCUCUCCUCUCUCCUUUUCCUAUCACUCUCUUCUGUCUCUUUCUUAUUCCUCUCCUCCCUCGCUGUCCUAUCACUCUCUUCUGUCUCUUUCUUAUUCCUCUCUUCCCUCCCUUUCCUAUCACUCUCUUCUGUCUCUUUCUUAUUCCUCUCCUCUCUCCCUUUCCUAUCACUCUCUUCUGUCUCUUUCUUAUUCCUCUCCUCUCUCUUUUUCCUAUCACUCUCUUCUGUCUCUUUCUUAUUCCUCUCCUCCCUCCCUGUCCUAUCACUCUCUUCUGUCUCUUUCUUAUUCCUCUCCUCUCUCCCUUUCCUAUCACUCUCUUCUGUCUCUUUCUUAUUCCUCUCCUCUCUCCUUUUCCUAUCCCACUCUUCUGUCUCUUUCUUAUUCCUCUCCUCUCACCCUUUCCUAUCACUCUCUACUCUUCAUUUCUUAUUCCUCUCCUCCCUCCCUUUCCUAUCCCGCUCUUCUCUCACUUUCUUAUUCCUCUCUUCCCUCUCUUUCCUAUUCCUCUCCUCUUACUUUCUUAUUCCUCCACUCUCUCUUUUUUAUUCCAGUCUUUUCUCACUUUCCUAUCUCUCUCUCUUCCUUUCCUAUCUCUCGUCUCUCUCUAAUUCAUCUAUUCUCUCCUUUUCUUAUCCCACUCGUCUCUCACUUUCUUAUUCCUCUCUUUAUCUCUUUCCUAUCCUUCUCUUCUCUCACUUUCCUAUUCCUCCCUCUCUCUCUCUCUCUCUCUCUCUCUUUCCUAUUCCGCUCCUCUUAUUCCCUCCUCAUUCUUUUCUAUUCCUCUCUUUUCUCCCUUUCCUAUCUCUCUCUUCUUAUCCUUUCCUAUCUCUCUUCUCUCUCUCUUUCUUAUUCCUAUUUUCUCUCCCUUUCCUCUCACUCUCUUCUGUCACUUUAUAAUUCCUCUAUCCAUCCCCCUUUCCUAUCCCACUCUUCUCUCAUUUUCUUAUUCCUCUCUUGCCUUUCUUUCCUAUCCUUCUUUUCUCUCCUUUUCCUAUUCCUCGCCUCACUCGUUCCUAUUCCUCCCCUCUGUCUCUCUCCUAUUCCUCUCUUUUUCUUUCGUAUUUCUUUCCCCUCUCUUUCCUAUUUCUCUUCUCUUUUUUCCUAUUCCUCUCUUUUCUCCCUUUCCUAUCUCUCUCUUCCUUUCCUAUCCCUCUCUCUCUCUCUCUCUCUCUCUCUUAUGUCUUUAAUUGUUCCUCGAUUUCCCGCUCUCAAUUGCUUUCUUUCUUUCGUUUCUCUUAAUGCUAGAGUUAUCUCUGUUCAUAUCUAUCUCAGUUUUUCAUAUCUAUCUAUCUAUCUAUCUAUAUAUCUAUCUGUCUUUCACAUUCUUUUCAUAUCUAUCACUACCUUUUCAUAUCUAUCUUUCUAUUUCAGUCUGUUUAUAUCUAUCAGUUUUUCAUAUCUAUCUAUCUAUCUAUCUAUCUAUCUAUCUAUCUAUCUAUUUAUCUAUCUAUCUAUCUAUCUAUCUAUCUAUUACAGUCCCUUUCAUUUCUAUCUAUCUAUCUAUCUAUCAUUAUGUUCAUAUCUAUCUAUCUAUCUAUCUAUCUAUCUAUCUAUCUAUCUAUCUACUACAGUCACUUUCAUAUCUAUCUAUCUAUCUAUCUAUGAGCAACUUAUCUUUUUCUUUCGUUCUUUCUUUCGACCUUUGUCUUUUCUUUCCUUCUUUCUUUUUUCUUUCUUUCUUUCUUCCCUUGUCUAUUUUCAUUUUCUUUUUCCAAACUUUGUCUUUUAUAUCCAUCCUUCUUUCUUUCUUUCUUUCUUUCUUUCUUUCUUUUCUUUCUUUCAUUUAACCGUUGUUUAUUCUUAUUUUGGUUCUUUCUUUCUUUUUCAUUCUUUCUUUCUUUUUCUUUCUUUCUUUCUUUCUUUUUCUUGUUUUUUUUUCUUUUAUGGUGAUGAACUUUCUACUUUGUUUUUUUUUAUUUUCGAACUUUUCUUUCUUUCUUUCUUUCUUUGUCUUUUCUUUCUUUAUAGUGUUUCCUUUCUUUUCUUUCUUCCUUUGAAGCUUCGUCUUUUCUUUCUUUCUUUCUUCCCUCGAUCUUUGCCUUUCCUUUCUUUCGCGCAUUGUCUAUUCAUUCUUUCUUCUUUCAUUUUUCUCGCUUCGUCUUUUCUUUUCUUUCUUCAUUUCGGACUUUGUCUUAUUUUCUUUCUUUCUUUCUUUCUUUUCUCACUAACUCAUUUUCUCAAGCAGACUUCCCAGGAAGAGUUCGAGGUUUUAUGGAUUUCAUGA